AUGUGUGCGGCCUUUACCUCAGAGCAGCAUGUGUGCGGCCUUUACCUCAGAGCAGCAUGUGUGCGGCCUUUACCUCAGAGCAGCAUGUGUGCGGCCUUUACCUCAGAGCAGCAUGUGUGCGGCCUUUACCUCAGAGCAGCAUGUGUGCGGCCUUUACCUCAGAGCAGCAUGUGUGCGGCCUUUACCUCAGAGCAGCAUGUGUGCGGCCUUUACCUCAGCGCAGCAUGUGUGCGGCCUUUACCUCAGAGCAGCAUGUGUGCGGCCUUUACCUCAGAGCAGCAUGUGUGCGGCCUUUACCUCAGAGCAGCAUGUGUGCGGCCUUUACCUCAGAGCAGCAUGUGUGCGGCCUUUACCUCAGAGCAGCAUGUGUGCGGCCUUUACCUCAGAGCAGCAUGUGUGCGGCCUUUACCUCAGAGCAGCAUGUGUGUGGCCUUUACCUCAGAGCAGCAUGUGUGUGGCCUUUACCUCAGAGCAGCAUGUGUGUAG
Messenger RNA from Knipowitschia caucasica, 486 nucleotides. The record is from the annotation of a GenBank genome assembly. Lineage: Eukaryota; Metazoa; Chordata; Actinopteri; Gobiiformes; Gobiidae.